AUGGACAGAUAUAAAGUAAUCAAAACUAUUGGAGACGGAACCUAUGGAAGUGUGUCUAAAGCAGUCCAUAGAAAUACAGGCGACGUUGUGGCAAUAAAACAGAUGAAAAAAAGCGUGAGGGGAUGAAAUGAAUGUAUCAACAUGAGAGAAGUGCGGGCUUUACUUCAUAUCAAUCAUCCAAAUAUAGUGAAAAUGCUUGAAGUUAUUAAAGAAAAUAAUUAUCUUGCAUUGGUGUUUGAGUUUUUAGACGAAGAUGUAUAUCAUCAUAUAAAGGACAGAACAAAAUUACUAACUUUUCUCUAUGUAAUCAAACAAAUAUUUUUACUUAUUGAAGGGGGUUAGUUUUAUUUUAUUUAAUAUUUUAUCAAAAAAUCCUAUUUGAAAAUUGAAAAAUAAAAAAAUUAAUCUAACUCCCCCCCCCCUCCGUGAGUGAACAAAACCAUUAGAAAAAUCCCUAUUUUUUGCCAAAAAAUCCACCCUCCGUGAGUGAACAAAAAUUUUUUAAAUACAAAAAUUUUUUAUGGAAAAAAAUUUUGAUAUAUAAAUGAUAAUUAUUAUAAUGAAAUCUAUAGCUAAUUCUGUUUAAUUUUAAACGAAUUGCUUUUUAAAACAUAAAUUUUAUAAAUUAAAUUAAUAUUUGCUUUCCAAUUUUUGCGAAUUAGGAUUUUUUAAAUUUCGAAAAAAAAAUUUUUUUACUCCCCCCCCCCCCCUCCGUGAGCGAACAAAAAAAUUUUGUUCGCUCACGGAGGGGGGUUAAUUUUUUUUUUUAAAAAAAAUUUAUAUAUAAAUUUGAUAAAAAAUAUUUUUUUUCGAAAUUUAAAAAAAUCCUAAUUUGCAAAAAUUUGGGAAGCAAAUAUUAAUUUAAUUUGCAAAAUUUAUGUUUUAAAACGCAAUUUGUUUAAAAUUAAACAGAAUUAGCUCUAGAUUUCAUUAUACUAAUUAUCACUUAUAUAUCAAAAUUUUUUUCCAUUAAAAUUUUUUCUAUUAAAAAAAUUUUUGUUCACUCACGGAGGGUGGGUUUUUGGUCAAAAAAUGGCGAUUUUUCUAAUGGUUUUGUUCGCUCACGGAGGGGGGGGGGGGGAGUUAGAAAAUUUAUAUAUAAAUUUUUUUAAAAAAAAAAAAUUAACCCCCCUCCGUGAGUGAACAAAAUUUUUUUGUUCACUCGCGGAGGGGGGGGGGAGUAAGCAAUUCAUGCUUUAUAAUGGAAAUUAUUAAAAAUUUGUUAAAAUUCCAUAUAAUAAUUAUCAAUGAUAUAUAUAUUUACAAUAUUAAAAAUUAUUUGUCGCUCCUGGAGGAUGCUAGGCAUUUUAGAAUAGUUUGCUCUCUCAUAGAGAGAGUAAGUGAAACUCAUAUUAGAAACAUUAUUUUUCAAACUUUGCAAGGCUUGGCUUAUAUGCAUAGCAAAGGCUUAUUUCAUCGUGAUUUAAAGCCUGAAAACUUGCUUAUCAAGGCUGGAACUGUAAAAAUUGCAGAUUUCGGCCUUGUAAGGGACAUGAGGCAAAAGCCACCUUUUACUGAGUAUGUCUCAACUCGAUGGUAUCGAGCACCAGAAGUCCUUCUUCGCUCACAAAACUACGGACCUGCAAUCGAUAUGUUUGCUUUAGGUGCUUUAAUGGCUGAACUCUAUACUUUUAAGCCUUUAUUUCCUGGGAGCAGUGAAGCAGAUAUGCUACAAAAAAUCUGUAAAAUAAUGGGUACUCCAAGAAAUUGGCCUCAAGGCCAGUCUUUAGCUUCUCAGAUCGGCUAUCGAUUUCCUAAUGAAAUAGGAAUUCCUCUGCAGAGCCUCGUACCAAAUGCAUCAGAAUUUGCAAUUGAUUUAAUGAAAGCAAUGCUAAAUUAUAACCCUGAAGCAAGGCCGACUGCUGUAGAUGCAUUAAAUUAAAUAUCUAUGCUGGCUAUAAGCUGAUAACUCACUCUCCGUCACCAAUUGGGCUCCAAAAAUUGUCCUUUUGGAUGUCCGACCUGAACCACCUCUAAGAAAGCUCCCUUGGGCAGAACCACAGUCUGUCGAGUGCCCUGAUGGUCCCAAUGAGGAAAGACCAUGUGGUAGGCAAAACCUUUCAAGCCCAUCUGGUAGGGACAGCAAAACCUUCGGGGGAGAAACAAAACUUCCCUCUUCGACAAGGCAUCCACAAGCCUGACAGCCUACUUUAAGAGAGACAGAGGCCCUUGCUUUCAGCUUCAUCAAGAUGGGUCCUGCCUGCUCCAUAGGGAGCUCGCCUCGAAGCGUCACCAUUUUAUUUCUAUUAGAUGCAUUAAGGCAUCCUUACUUUUCUACAUCGCUAUCUAUACCAAGAAACCCACAAAAUCACGAUCCUGUCCCUCAGCCACCUUCAACGAAUAGGCCUAAUGAACUAGCUAAAUUUUCACGACCUGAUAAAGAAGCACAGAAAGGCAAGCCUAAAGGAGAAGCGCAAUCAAGCGUAUAUGAGAGGAUGAAAAAAGCAAAAUAUGUGCCUGGAGUAGUUUGUAAAUGAUAG
This is a messenger RNA of Blepharisma stoltei, 2480 nucleotides long. The record is from the annotation of a GenBank genome assembly. Lineage: Eukaryota; Ciliophora; Heterotrichea; Heterotrichida; Blepharismidae.